Cylas formicarius (sweet potato weevil) is the source of this 10995-nucleotide messenger RNA. RefSeq names its product ubiquitin carboxyl-terminal hydrolase 34 (gene puf). Bases 119 to 10051 code for a protein of 3310 amino acids. The transcript has 42 exons. Gene Ontology annotation, molecular function: cysteine-type endopeptidase activity; cysteine-type deubiquitinase activity. Lineage: Eukaryota; Metazoa; Arthropoda; Insecta; Coleoptera; Brentidae. Gene Ontology annotation, cellular component: cytosol; nucleus. The record is from RefSeq and is a predicted model, not a curated record. Gene Ontology annotation, biological process: protein deubiquitination.
AUGGCGUAUACUUGUCUUUAAUAAUGUCGAAUCGAUUAAGAGAAUAUUUAAAUAAUGAAUAUAUUUAAGUAUUAAAAUUGAUAUGUAUGUUCCGGACUAACUGAAAAUAUCAAUAAACAUGUGCGAAACAUGUUCAGACUUUGUCGAGCUUUUGGUUUCUUACGAGACACAGAUGAAAGAAAAUAAUGAACAAUCUCUUUUAACGAAGGAAGACGUGGAUACCGCUUUUGUUUAUGUUCAAACUUGGCCAGCAAGGCAGUGUAUGUGUUUCUACCGAGAUUCGACAAAUAUUGAAAGAUUUAGCUAUCUUAUUCAAGGAUUAAUUUUUUUGGCUGUAUCAACACUCAAACAACUUGUGAAAAAAGGCAAGGAAAAGAAAUUAGGAUUCAAAGAAGAAGUAAAGAAAAAAGAUGAGCAACAAGAUGACUCGAAGGACAAAAAAGAUUCUAAAGAGGAUGAAAAAGAAAAUAUUGAGAUUAUCGAAAGAGACAAACUGCUUAUUUUGGUGUCAAAGGUGUUUUUGCUAAACUUUCCUUUAUAUGUUGCCUUAAAGCAUACAAUUCGAUCCAAAAUAGAUGAUUUGACUCAACAGGAAAUGGCAAACUUAAAUUUGUUCUGUGAUUUGCAUGAUUCUGAGAUCCCUAUCUGUUUAUUAAAAAAUGUUAGUUGGUUUUGUAAAAUUGGAGGAUUGUUAGCUAUGACAAACUGUUUUACUCAUCUUUCUUCAGAUAUAUUACCCGUUUCUACUGCCCAUGCAAUGAUUUCUGUUGUUUGUAACCUGAAGUUAUGGCUAAAUUAUAAAAGUAUGGUGUCAAUGUUGGUUCCUCUUAGGUCCUGUGUACUAAGGUAUAUGUGUAAAUUAUCAGAUCAAGAUUUAAGAACUCCCACUAUUAAAAGCAUGGCAGAUUUUAUGUGGAAUGCUAUAAAAGAUCCUCUUGAUUCUCCCAUAGCAUUUGAUUUGGAAGGCUUAGAUCUGGCUUUUAAAUACUUCACGUCUAGUACAUUAACAAUGCGACUAGCUGGAAUAACUCAAAUUAAUAAUCAGAUUGGUGUUCUGGCUGAAAUUUGCGUUGGUGAAACUCUACCAGAGGCUGAAGCAGUUCCUAGACAAAUGGCAGAUUGGCUCAUUAACAAUAACAUUAUCUCUCAUAUAUUUGGACCAAAUUUACAUGUUGAGGUCAUUAAGCAAAGCCAUAUAAUUUUGAAUUUCCUGGCAAUGGAAGGGAGAAUCACCUGCGAGCAUAUGGACAUCAUUUGGACGGCCGCUCAGCUUAAGCACUGUGCUAAACCAGUUCAUGAUUUAUUGCCGGGUCUUGUGAAACAUUUAGCAGCUGCUCCAACAAUUCAUCUAUAUAAUUUACUCACCAGAUUGGAGCCUAAAGAGCACACAGAACAAACUCUAUAUCUUGCUUCGGCAUUGAUUAAAGCAGUUUGGUCGAGAGGAAGUUCAACUUCAGAUCUUGGUUUGAUCAAUGUAGCAGCUUCGAACGCGGGAAUAGUACUUCAUAAGUGUGCAAUAUCUUCUGAAAAUAGUAUCAGUUUGGAUGCCAGUAAUUCAGAUGAAGAACAUGGCGAGAGCAGUGGCCAUUCAGAGAGUCACAAAUCAGAAAGUGAAGAAAUUGAAAUUGAAGAGGAAGAAGUUGCCCAAUUAGUUGCUGACGGCAAUGGUCCUCCACCUUGUAAACUUGCAAGGAAGCAACUGAUUGAAAGAGUGCACUGCGAUGUUGGUAGCAAUAGUAGUACAGAUACCGAAAUUGAUGGCGUUCCUAUCAAAACAACAAUUAAAGAGAAAGUGGAAUGGCCCUCUACAGUAAAAACAAGAAGUGAUAAACGAGCUCACCUCAGAAAGAAAAUAUUAUCAAGCAUCAGUGUAUUGCCUGAAGGGGUAGAAGCUAUAGGGUCUAGUAGCAGUCAGGAUGAAGCUGAUAUUGAAGAAACUCCUAAUAAAAUCAGGAAAAGAAAAAAGUUUCUAAGAAAGGCACGAGCAAAAAGACAUAAAAAUAGCAAGCGUGGCACAACUAGAUUAACAGGUAUUGAGACGCUUGGUGAAGUAGAUAUUGAUAGUGAAUAUGAAGUUAAAACUUUGAAGGACAAUGUGUCGUCUGAUGUAUUACCAGCUCAGAUCAGCUCAUUAGUGAAUGUUGAAAAGGUUGAAACCAAUUUAAAACCGUCUGUUUAUUUAGAAGAAAGUUCAUCUUGUAGCGAAUUAGGUGGGGAAGAACAUAACGUUCAAGCUACUUGCAGCAACUAUAUUACUCUGCCAAGUGCCGGGCAUAUACUAGAAAUGUUGAGUGGUGAAGAAGCUGAAGUAGAAGGUGAUGCUGAAGGAAGUUACUCCUCGCGGAUGAGUAAUAAGUCUGAGAAAAAUAUGGCUGAUUUUGAUGGUGAAGAUUCAGUAUGUGAAGAAGAACUGGCUCAACUAACAGAGCAGCAUCCUAAUCUUAAUUUACAUAUUAUUUCACAUUCAGCUGAAAAGUCGUCUUCUCCAAUAAGAAUGGAUUUAAGAUUGGCUGCGAGUUUUAAACCGGACAACGUAUGUCAGCCCGGUAAUACAUUGUUAUGGGAUUUGCUGCAAGACAAUAAAAUUUGUCAAUUGGGUGAAGGUUUAGCUUUAGAAGCGGAAAAAAUACUUUGUAAUCUGAUAUGUUUUAUGCCAGAUAAAGAGAUCCGUAUGAAAUUUAUUGAAGGUUGCUUGAAUAACCUAGCAAACAAUGUAUCUGUUAUUGUGUCCCUAAGAAUGUUACCAAAGCUUUUAACAUCUUUCCGAGGACUUGAAAUGCAUCAUGUUACAAACUGGGCAGAAAAGCAGCACCAUAUGAUGAACCACUUUUUUAAUAACCUCAAAACUUACACGGAAAAUCCCAAUGAAUCUUUGCCAUUAUAUAGUCACCAAAUGCAGGUUCAGGUCCGACUUCAUUUUUUAUCUGCAAUAUUUUCUCCAAUGGUGUCAUCAAAUGCAUUCAAGUUAAGCAUAGACCAAGUUGAUAUCUUGUGGCAAUGUCUUGCACAUGAUAGUGAGUGCGCAGAUGAGCUGUUUAGUUGGUUGUUAUCACAAAUCAAAGCAAAUGAACUUCAUGCUUUGAAGAUUGAUGCACUUAGAAGAUUAUAUUUGCAUCAUCUCCCAAGUUUGGCGCCUGAAAAAUUUAGUAUGAUUUGCCUAAGCCUCUUUCAACACUUGUGUAGUCUACAUACGCUUUUGACCAGCAAUGUGGAUACUGAAGGGGACAAAGAAAAUGGGAACAUAGGAAUGGAUCAUAUGUGGAAAAUAGCAUUAAAAGCCAAUAGCACCGAUGUUAGUAUGGCUUCGAUUCAAUACAUCAACAGUUAUUAUAUGGGUCAAAAUCUUCAACAUGAAAGUCAGUUUGUAGCGCAGUGUAUGACUCAUCUUAAAGCAGCUUCAGAAGAUUUAAUUGUAAGCAGUUCUAAUGAAGAAGCUUCAUUGUUGUGCAUCCAAAGGGCACUUUUGCUCAUGAAGACUCAUAUAGAAACUUUUAGAAGACGUUAUGCCUAUCAUUUAAGAAAAUGGGCAUUGGAAGGUAGAGCUAUAGGAAGCCAUUCAGCAUCUUUGGGCGAAAAAUCAAGCACUCUAAUCAGAAUAAUUGUUCAAUCUGGUAGUUCCUCUGAAAGAUGUUUUCUAGAUUUAUUAAUAUCAGACUAUGUUGCGGAUUUACGAGCUGAAAUUGUGAAAUGGAAUGAAGGAGUUCAGAAAAUUAAAACUCAGGAUGAUUCCGAUAAUCAAAACUUGUUUAGUGCUAAAAAAAGUCCAGAUACAUGGAUUAGGAUAAUUACCCAAGGCCAGGAGCUUACUAUAGACUGUGAUGAAAAAACGCUACAAGAAAUGGGUUUUAAAGAUAACCAAAUGGUCUACAUAUCAGUGGGAAUGUCGAGGAAUAUGAAAAAAAGGGAGUUUUUAGAUGCUCCUUCAAUGCAAGUUGCGCCUCCAAGAGAUAGUUUACCAACUCUUUUAUUACUACAGCCAACUUACUUUGAACAAUUGUUUUCUUUAAUGCAUACCCUAAGUUCAAUGAAAAUUGUUGUUAAAGGUGGGAGAGUAAUACCACAUACCAAAGCGCAAGUUUUAAGUAGGAGAGUGUGGGACAUACUGAGUCUUAUGCCAACUAGUCCAAAGUUGCUUCAAGGUUUUAAACAGCUGGACACACCCUUAUCUGAAUUGUUGGAUCCUUCAAGCGCUCAAAAACUAAUGUAUUCUUUGUAUAUUGUGGAAUCAUUAAGCAUUAGAUGUCAAAGUAAAUCUAUGGAAGAUGAAGGUCAACCAUGGACUCGAAAAUUCAUUCAGCAUGGAGGACUUCGAUAUUUAUAUGACAUUUUUAUGUCCGGGGUACUGCAAAGAAACGGAGCUGAUUGUAGCGACUGGCAGCAAGAUUGUUUGGCCCAUCUCUUGAAGAUUUUGUGUUUUUUAGGAGUUGAACACUUGCCUCAUGAACAUAGAUCAUCCAGAAAUGAUAAAAUAGUUAUACCUAGUUUAAAUGAAACUAUGUUAUUAAUGGUGAAUGUUCAAAUGACUAUGCCUAAGUUGACCAGUAUUUUGAAAGAAGCAUCAUCACCAAAAGAUCCAAACCUGUAUAAGACUGGGUUUUGGGGAAGAGCGCAGGUCAUCCACUACGCUAUGUCUCUUUUAGUAUCAUGGUUACAUUGCAGUGAAGAAGCGAGACAAGGAUUAUUUGAUUCCGAAGAUUUUUCUGUUUGGAUGCAGAGGCUGGUUCUUGAAGAUCCAGAACCAGCGGUUAGAAGAGAAGUGUGUUCAGCUAUCUAUCGUCUUUGUUUAGGGGUUUCAAGUAAUGGAGAGCAUAUGGAACAUGUUCUUGUAGCACCAAUGUUGGCGCAGUUACUGAAUUAUCUUCCCAAAGCUGAAAACAUGAGACCACAAAAGAUAGAAUCAAUGCAGCCCACAGAGGAAGGAAAGGAACCUUAUGGCCCAGCUUGUAGGGACUAUUUUUGGUUAGUUUCAAGAUUAGUAGACAGCUUGCCAGAAGAAAUAGUGAGAGAAAGCAUUGAAGAUCCUCAGAACUGCGUAAUAGACAUAAACGAACUCACUUCAAAAAUUGCGCAAUCAGUGUUAUCUAGAGAUUAUUUAGAAACUAGGUAUAGAACUAUUGAAGAUGAUGGAUUGAUAGGAUUACUUAAUUUGUUAACAAAUUUAUUGAAGCAUCGGCCGCCAUUUCAGACACAGAAAGGAGGACAAGAACUACUGAGUGAGGUUUUUGAUUUCCUUUUUGCAUUACCUAAUCCAAAACUUCGGCAUGUACCCAAGUGCAAGUCGGCCAGAUCUAGAACUGCAUCCUUCGAUCUACUGGUGGAAUUGGUAAAGGGCUCCCCAGAAAAUUAUGGAAUUUUACAUGAAAAGCUUCUCAGACAACAUCAACCAGGUCCAAACUCUCCAUAUCCAUGGGAUUACUGGCCUCAUGAGGAUGGGCGUUCGGAAUGUGGCUAUGUGGGCUUAACAAAUUUGGGAGCUACCUGUUACAUGGCUUCUUGCAUGCAACACCUCUAUAUGAUGCCCCAAGCGCGAGUCUCAAUAUUAGCUGCAAGCACAGAAGAUUCCAAGCAUGAACCAACUUUAAAAGAACUACAAAGAAUGUUUGCAUAUUUAUUAGAAAGUGAACGGAAGGCGUACAAUCCUAGAAGUUUUUGUAAAGUUUAUACCAUGGACCAUCAGCCAUUAAAUACCGCUGAACAAAAGGACAUGGCAGAAUUUUUUAUCGAUUUAGUUAGUAAACUGGAGGAAAUGACACCUAAACUCAAGGAAGUGGUAAAAAAGUUGUUUUGUGGUGUUAUUAGUAACAAUGUAGUUUCUUUGGACUGUGGUCAUGUUAGUAGAACAUUGGAAGAGUUCUACACAGUGCGUUGUCAGGUGGCUGAUAUGAGAAACCUUUAUGAAUCAUUAGAUGAAGUGACAGUGAAAGAUACUCUGGAGGGAGAUAAUAUGUACACAUGUUCUCAAUGUGGAAAAAAAGUUCGAGCGGAAAAAAGAGCUUGUUUUAAGAAGUUACCGCAAAUUUUAUGUUUUAAUACAAUGCGUUACACAUUUAACAUGCUUACAAUGUUAAAGGAGAAAGUCAAUACACAUUUUUCAUUUCCUUUAAGAUUAAAUAUGGCUGGUUAUGUGGAAAAACAACUUAUGCCACAACAACAUCAGCAGGACCAUGAGACUGUAGAUAUCGAAACUGGGCAAUAUGAAUAUGAUUUAAUAGGAGUUACUGUUCACACAGGUACUGCAGAUGGAGGCCAUUACUAUAGUUUCAUUAAGGACCGAACAACCACUUCUAGAGACAAAUGGUUUCUCUUUAAUGACGCAGAAGUUAAACCAUUUGAUCCUAAUCAAAUAGCUGCUGAGUGUUUUGGUGGGGAGAUGACAAGCAAAACUUAUGAUAGUGUUACCGACAAGUUUAUGGAUUUUAGCUUUGAAAAGACAAAUAGUGCUUACAUGCUGUUUUAUGAAAGAUGUCCAAUGACAGCAGUUGAUAGUACUGAAAGUUCUUCAACUAAUUUAGAAUCCAGUGAACAUGUUCGUAGCAAUUCCCCAUUACCAUCAACAACGUUUGAGUUAAGUAAAGAAUUGGAAGACUGGAUAUGGCAAGAUAAUAUGCAUUUUAUUCAGGAUAAGAAUAUUUUUGAACACACAUAUUUCAAUUUUAUGUGGCAAAUGUGUGGAUAUAUUCCUCAAACCAUUCUGCCGAUUGAACCAAAUAUCACGGAGAAAGCCGCACAACUGUCUACUUCGUUUUUCAUAGAAACUUUUAUACACGCCAAAGAAAAACCAACUAUGGUCCAGUGGGUAGAAUUAGUAACAAAACAAUUUAACGCUUGUCAAGAAGCAUGUAUUUGGUUUUUGGAGCAUAUGGCAAAAGAUGUGUGGUGGCCAGUACAAGUGUUACUUAAAUGCCCAAACCAAAUGGUGAGACAAAUGUUUCAAAGACUUUGCAUUCAUGUAAUCCAAAGGUUAAAGCAAUCUCACUCUAGUUUAUAUUUAAAGUUAGAUGAGGAUGUUGAUUUAGCAACAGAUAUUAACAGUGUGGAUAUAUCUAAGAUAGGCAAUGCGUCAUGCGUAACGAAAUUUGUAAAAACUCUUCUUUCAUUGAUGGAAAAUGGGGCAAAAGCACAUUUAAAACAUUUAACUGAAUAUUUUAAUUUUUUGUAUGAAUUUAGUAAAAUGGGAGAAGAAGAGUCCAGAUUUUUGUUGGCCGUGGGAGCAAUUAGUACUGUGGUACAUUUUUAUUUAGGACAAAAGGUUAACGAUUUUGUUGAUGUAAGUGAAGGAGAAGAUGAAGAUGAUAUGGUUGCCUUACCCUCCGUUAAGUAUAAACCUGCCUCUUUAGAUAAGAUGAUAACUCUCAUUGCUUCUUUGGUUGAAAAGAGCAGGGAUUCCAAUAUGAAAUUAAAUCUUAGUGAACGAGAUUAUAAUGCUGUAGCUGGAGGAAAGGGAUUUUCAUUUUUAUAUCAACAAAUUAAAGACAACAUAAAUCUACAGCAGACGAGAAAUUUGAUACAUUCCUUAUGCAAGGGAAAUAACCAAUUAGCACAAUCAAUCAUUUGUAUGGUUUCUCAGGCUAUUACUAGGCACUCAGAGGUAAAUUUGCAAGGAUGUCAGCCUUUUUUUAAGAUUCUGACAUUGCUCACAGAGAAUUCCAAUCAAGGUGAACUAGAUAGUAGCUCAUCUCAACCUUGUUUUACUCAGUUGGUUUUACAAAAAGUAUGGGAAGCUGCAGAAUGUUGCCCACAUUCUGCAUUGGAUUGGUUGGCAUUGCAAGUAACUAGAAACAGACUCGUCCAUUCAUGGGUUUUAAGUUCCAUGGACACAUGGCUUGAACAUUUUCUGAUUGGCCACAGCAAUCAGAGGGUUAGAAACACUGCUGGUUAUUUACUAGUGGCUUUAGUCCCAAGCACACCGUUUCGACAAGGAUUUCGAGCGUCACACCGAGUGACACGUGAACCCCAACUUACAUCUGAGGCUCAGUCUGUUCUUCACCAAAUUUACACUGCUUUGUUAAGGCUUUUGCCUGCUGCCAAACAUUACACAGAUAUGCAACAACACGGCACAAUGAAGCUAACUACAUAUUUUGCAUUAAUGAUGUAUUGUUGCAUUUCAAGGACUGAAAAGAUAAUGUUUGGUCAAUAUUUCCUGCAGUUAUGGCACCUAUUCCAUCCGAAACUAUCGGAACCUUCCAUUCCAGCCUACCAUAAUAAACAAGCACUUCUUGCAUUUUGGAAUCAUGUUUGUACAGAUUGUCCAGAAAAUGUACAACUCAUGCUGGUUAAUGGUCAUGUAACAAAGAAUAUUGCCUUUAAUUAUAUCCUAGCAGAUCACGAUGAUCAAGAAAUUGUUUUAUAUAACAGAGCUAUGUUGCCCGCUUAUUAUGGAAUAUUAAGGAUGAUGUGUCAACAAUCUAGGAUAUUUACAAGAAUUCUUGCUAAUCAUCAAAACCUACAAUGGGCUUUCAAAAAUAUAACUCCUCAUCCAACACAAUAUCCACAAGCAGUGGAAGAAUUAUUCAAAUUAAUGCAGAUAAUGGUCAUGAAACACCCAGAUGCGACAGAUGCUGACCAAAGGGAAAUAUAUACAUUCAAACGAAACACACUUACGACUUAUCUUCAAUGUCUUGAUGGUAGAACUAGUUGGGGUACUUUAAUAAAUGCAGUUAGAAUAUUGGUGGAAACAAAUGAUGAUAAAUUAUAUGUUGUCUAUAAUGGGGGCCUGCAGAUUGUAUUUGAAUGUUUUCAAAAUUUACAUGUUAUGUUACAUGAAGCAACAGCUUGCCACGUGGUUGGGGAUAUGCUUGAGAUUUUACAUGUCCUAUAUGACCUAAUGCAUUGCAUCAGAACUUACAGGGACAGUAAGGAUUCGCGUGAACUUGUACUGGCAACAAAGGAUUGGUUGGAGGUGAUAAGAAAAUUAGCUACAUUACUAAAUACUUACAAUCCUCCUGAAAUGAGGACACUUUGCAUAGAAGUACUUAAAGAAUUUCUCUUGAUAAUGACAUCUGAGUCUAUGCAGAUUCUAGUACCUCUGCUCUCACAUUGCCAUUCAGCUUUUCAAGAUAGUCACGAUGCCGUACCACUAGGUCCUUACUUUCCCAGAAGAGGACAUUUAUUGCCGAUCGUUGCCGGAAAAGGUGCAGCGAGACCUUUGCGACCCAUGGUCCAAAUGACAGUUCCACACAAUCAACUGGAAUGUAACAGGGGUGUUGAUCCAGAGUACGACCUGGCUUUAGAUAAAUUUUAUUCUCCCUAUCAUGAUUUCAUUGAUACAAUGUUUCGAUUAGCUGUAAAUAAUGAUUCAGUUCCUGAUGUUUUGAUAAAUUUAAGCGCAGUAGUUGGAUUUGAGGCUGUGCCAUUACAUUCCACUUAUUUUCCAAAACUGUGGUUAGAUAUCUUAAAAGCCCAGCAUAUCGAAAGAAAAUAUAUUACAAUGUUAACUUCAUGCAACUAUUUCAUUGAUUAUGUUGAUGCUGUAUUAUUAGAUGAACGUUAUGCUUUGAGUGUUGAUGUAAUCUACGAAUUUUUAACUGCAUUUUUCCCAAAAGUAUCUGCUCAGGUUCUUUCCGAACAAACUCUUCGAAUGGUAGAGAGUACUAUAGUAUCAUUAAAUGAGUUAAUAAGCUCAGCAGAUAUCUUUAGAAGUGCUAAGAGGUUAACAGGCGAUCUGCGAGCUCUUGUUUUAGUUUAUAGCUCCCCUGAAGCAGAAUCUCCUCCGCUUUUGAAGGAAAUUUUGCUACAGCUUCAGAAUAAAGUGAAACUGGAAGUACAUAAACUAGACUUUCGGAAAGAGAAAACAGACGAAAAAAAUGGUAAACCGGAAAAUAAUCAUGAGGAAAAACCUAGCACAUCCAAAGAAGCAACAUCAUCUGAAGAAUCAAACCAGGCCAGACCAAAAUUUGAAAGCAGUAAUAGUAGUGAAUCAGACGUUCAGAAAUCAAGUAGUGAAGAAAGUGAUAACCGAAACAAGUCUAAUAAACAAAAUGGUGCUUUAGAUAUAAAAGUAUUGGAAAAGACUAUAAAUGAAUUGUUUACAAUUGUCAAUAAGAAAGCCUAAAUGUAUCACUCACUUUUAACCAUAUACAUGUUUUUUGUUUUGUUUUAAUGAAUAAUUUUUGUCUUAUUUUUUGGCCGAGUUGAUUGGUAAUAUUUUAAAGGAAGCUACAGAUAUAUGUUCCAGUAUUAUUUCUAGGAAUAUAUUGCAGACUUCAGUUAACGCCGAGGUGGCAAGAGGAAGAGGGAGGAACUUUAUGGAAAGGUAUAGAUUGAAAAAGGGUCUCUCAAAAUUUGUUGUAAAUGAUUAAUUCGAUCAACCCAGAUGAGGAUGAAAGCCAUUAAAUUAUUUGCACAGGUUUCAUAUUUGCUAAAACCUGUAAUAAAUGAUAAUCACAAAUUUCUAAUAAAAAUAAUGGGAUUAAAUUAUUACCACAUGGGCAGCUCCAAAUCUAUCGCAAAUCAAUUUGUCACCACCGCCACCAAUAUUACUGGACGUUCAAGGUGAACUCAAAAAUAGUAAUUUAAUUUGCAAAAUUUUGGGCUGCACUGGCAUAUUCCAGUAUAGAAAAGCACUGUCCUUUUAAACAAUGGGAGGCAGGGUGUUUGGAAUUUUCGUAAAUAAUUAAAAUGCUCUUUUCUAAAAGGCCACCAAACGAAAAAACAUUUAAAAUCGCUGGCAUACUCUCUGUUAUAUGUAUUAUCAAACUCUAUACCUAUACCAUGUGCGAUAUUAAAAUUGUGUAAAUGAAUUUCUCAUAAAUGACCAAUGCAAAGCUAUUAAAUUAAUAGGCACAUCUUGAAAUGCGACCUUAUGAAACUAUUGCUUUUGUAUUUUGUUUUAAAUAAUUUAAUAGUAUAUAAAAGUAAAUAUGAAUCACUUGUAACCUGUAUUUUAAGGGCAGGACUUCUUAUUUAUUGUUAACUAUUUUUUGAAAUUGUACAUAUAAAGUGUGUAUUUGCUUAAUCAAAAGCAUAUUUUUUGUUUUCCCUGAAAGACUGUUAGAA